AUGGAUUCUACGACGAAAUCACGUGAUCCCACCGUUUCGGCAGAAAUUUCGAAACUGGUCGACUCCAUGGAUACCUUUAAGGUGCAUUCAGAUCAACCCUCUUCUAAGCUUUCCGCUAGUAGGCAACCGAAGCCCUCCCUCACUCUGAAGGUUGAGGAGACAAAGGAGCGUUCCGUCGGUUUCUUGAUUCCUGAUAAGGAUGACGCCAAUAAUUCUCACUGUGUCGGUUUAAUUACCGACGAAUUCGUCGAUAUUUCAGAUUCGCCCUACAGGAUGAUCAAUCCUCCAGUUCAAAAUGAAUUCUACAACAAUUCCCCAACCGACUCCUCGAUUGACAUCUCAGUGCGAGAUUUGAAUUCUGACAUCUUGGUAUCCCUCGUGGACCGUGAAGCAGAAAUGAGAGAUCUGUUCGCCCGAAAUCAGGAUUACUUUGAUACGGUCCGGCAAAGCAUCUUUCCAUCCUCCGAUGAGCAAGGUUGGCACCGAUUUCUUGAUCUAUUGUAUUCUCCGCGCCACGUGCUUUCAGAUGCAGAGUGGAUGUCCGCGAUAUCCAAUUACAUGGAACCCAAUCCGACGCUCUUGGUGAAAUUCAAAGAAAUUGUUGGAUAUUAUGAGGUAGACGAAAAUCCCGACGACUAUUUCGAAAGUACUAGCGAUAACGGCUACCACGAAAGCAAUCUGACAGACCGUCGACGCGUUUCAUUCGACCAUUCGGAUCCUUGUUACACGGGGGCAUGGUUCGAAGAGCCCGAGAAUAAAUUCUUAGAUGUUUCCAUUAUCAGAGAUUAUCCAAGAAUUUUGGAAAAUCUCGAGUCAUCGUAUCCACAAUUUUUCAAUCUAGCACACCAGUUUUUGGGUCAGGAGACGGAACGGAGAGGCA
This is a messenger RNA of Acaulospora colombiana, 880 nucleotides long. The record is from the annotation of a GenBank genome assembly. NCBI's taxonomy places the organism in Eukaryota, Fungi, Glomeromycota, Glomeromycetes, Diversisporales, Acaulosporaceae.